ACAACAACCGGCUCCUCGUUAGGCGCGCAUAUCCAAUCAGUCAAUACACGAAAUACCACUCUCCCUUUCUUCAUUCCGUCAGCUGACAACACACAAACAACGAUCAUUAUGCUAAUUCUACAGAUCUGACUGGUCGCCAGCCCCCUCUGACGUCACGUGCGCGUAGACUAUAACAGUACAGAGCGGUCUGGCGUCCUGCUACAGUCUGAAUACUCAGGAGUGAGUGCGAGCUGAACUCUCUGCGGUGCAGAGCUGGAAAAACACAGCACACAUCCACCUCAACGCUGCUUCACUGGCUUAAGGACAUAUUUUGGAGUAUCCGGGAUCGGGACGGGAGCCCUUCUCCGGUACUCAUUUUUGUCUUUUAUUUAUGUUUUGAGUUCAAGUGUGGCGACGGGACGCGCGAGAGAAACUUGACUUUCUCCAGUCCUGCGAGAAGACUCCAAAGACUGCAGCUGUCGAGGUCUGUUCGUCCAUAUGAGGCAAAUGUCUUUUGCAGUGCAUUAGUCCAGAAAGUUUUUUUGCUUUCUCUGUUCGAACAUUUCGAGUGACACUUUAUGCUCCAGCGCUCGAGCGCGUCGCGUUCGGAGACCCAUCCAGAAUAUUGCAUGCGCAAAGAGGGGGAAGAAAGGCAAAAUUCGGGUUUUGCGACGUUGGUAAACACUUUGCUGAAAAACAGGGACACGAUGAGCGCCGAUCUCGCCAUGGGGCCCGAGCUGCCCACCAGCCCGCUGGCGUUGGAAUAUGUCAAUGACUUUGAUUUAAUGAAAUUCGAGGUGAAGAAAGAGGCCAUGGCGGGGCACGACCGCUCCAAUAUACGGCAGUGCAAUCGCCUCCAGCCGCAGGGCUCCGUGUCCUCCACACCGAUCAGCACACCGUGCAGCUCCGUGCCGUCCUCCCCGAGCUUCAGCCCCACGGAACAGAAGAACCAUCUGGAGGAGCUGUACUGGAUGCCCAGCGGCGCUUACCCGCAGCAGAUCGACCCGCAGACGUUAAGCCUGACGCCCGAAGACGCGGUGGAGGCUUUGAUCGGUGCCACGGCCCACGGGCACCCUCCGCCCCCUCAUGUGCAGCAGCAGCUGCAAGCUGGAGGCUUUGAGGGAUACAGGAGCGCGCAUCACCACCACGGCCACGCGCAGCAGCAGCAACAGCAGCCGCAGCACCACCACCACCACCAAUAUGGCGCGAUCCCCCAUCACCCCGACGACCUGCCAGGUCACCCCGGCGCGCACGGCCACCACCACCAUCACCACCACCACCACAGUCAGGACCCCGACAGCCCUUCUCCUACCUCGCCAGGGUCCCACCAGCAGCUCCACCACCGUCACCACCACCAUCACCACCCGCACGCCCACCCGGGCCAGCAGGGUCACCACGGCGUGGGGGGCGGCCUGAACGUGGAGGACCGCUUCUCUGACGACCAGCUGGUGUCCAUGUCCGUACGGGAGCUCAACCGACACCUGCGGGGUUUCACCAAGGACGAGGUGAUCCGCCUGAAGCAGAAACGUCGGACCCUGAAGAACCGGGGCUACGCGCAGUCGUGCCGCUUCAAGCGCGUGCAGCAAAAGCACGUGCUGGAGAACGAGAAGACCCAGCUCAUCAACCAGGUAGAGCAGCUCAAGCAAGAGAUCAACCGGCUGGCCCGAGAGAGAGACGCCUACAAACUCAAGUGCGAGAAACUAACCGGAGCGAACGGGUUCCGUGAGGCAGGAUCCACGAGCGACAACCCGUCCUCUCCAGAGUUCUUUAUGUGAGUGUGCGCUUCUUAUGCCUGAGACUGAGACAUUACGCUCAUUCAGAUAACACAGUACUUGUAUUAGAAGAAUAAUCCACAAGAAAUAAUAAUCUCAUAUGUAACCAUCGCCACCGACAUCGGCAACUAAAAUACGAAGAACAUGUUAGAAUGUUUUCUGGGAAAUGUAGGUUAGUUGCUUGUAGUACUUUUACCCAUUUCGUAGAGAUCUCACAACAAAAGAAAGCGAAGAACUGGCUUUUGUAUUUAGGAUAAAACCUUCAAAUAAGACUUUCUAUCCACCUGGGUUGUUCAUGAAAAAGAAAAAAAGGAAAAAAAAGUCACGAAACUAUGUAUGUGCUAAGCGAAAAAGAGAAACUUUGGACUUUUUUUUCUCACUUGGCCAGAAAAGUUGAGAGCGCCACAAUAUGCAAAACCUCCCCUACUUCUCCUGUAUAACCCGCCUGAGUGAGGCGACAGGGGAACUUUAUGCAACAUCUCAUUGGUUUAUUGCCUGCUUGGUUAUAUAUAGAUAUAUAUUAAAAAGAAAAGGAAAAAACGACAAAAACAAACACAUAAAUCUGCAUUAAGAUAUUAAUCCUGCAUGCUGGACAUGUAUGGUAAUAAUUUCUAUUUUAUACACUUUCUUUCUUUCUUUCUUUCUUUCUUUCUGUUCAUUAUGUAUCAUAAAGAGCAUGUUUUUGAUCUUUAGCUCUUUUUUGUGGAUAUGAGACUGGCUCUCCGGUCGCUCAUUGUAUGGGUUCAUUUGGACUUGUAAAUAUAUGCAACAGCAAACCUACAAACCGACAUCGAAGAGCUGAUUGUUUUCCAACUUUUUAUGAUUUGUUUAAUGUUUUUGGGAUUUCCAGUAAUGGGCAUUUUGCAGUUGCAUUUAAAGUAAGCAAGCUUUGUAAAAGAAGCGCACUUUUUUUGAUUUUGGUAUUGGCAGUUUUCAUUUCGUCUUUUUUGAUUUUUGAUUGUUUCUUUGUUUUGGUAGAAACCGCCUUUAAUGAAGACAUGCCGCUCACAUACAUUCAGUAAUAGCACUCGUUUCAUUUGAACUGAUGCUUAUAGUGUCAUGUCUGAUUGUAGCGAGACACAAGAGUGUGUGUGCGUUUUUUUUUUUUUUUUUUUCGCCCUUCAUGCAGGCUGUUGCAUAAUCUAUUGCUAUUCUAUAAUAUAAGUAAUACUUAUAGGUCAUAUCUUUGGAUUUCAACGAAUGGGCACACUUUCAUCAACAUUUUUUUUUUUUUUUUUUUUUUUUUUUUUUUUUUUUUUGAGCUAUACGAGCUGCCAGUUUUAUAAACCAACAUUUCAAAAUGUAGUUAUUAUAAUCCAGCUCGAGGGUGUAGGCUUCCUAAAUCAGGGGUUUGUGUAUUAUUGCCUAACAUGAAAACUACGCAUGUAUUUCAAUGGAGAGUUUCAAUGAUCAAUGUUAAAUGUUUUCCUUUAUUUUUUUUUUCUGCCGGUCAGUAAAAAAUAAGGGAUUCAGGUUCUGCAUAAUCUCAAAAUGAAAAUUAUAUGUCUCAUGUUAUUGUUCUGUUUUUGUUUUGUUUUAUUAUUAUGUCGAGAUUCUGGUUCUGCUGGCCAGAUGCAUAGUUUUUAUUUUAAUGAUUAAAUUAACAAACUUGUCAGAUCAUAUUGAAUAAGCAUGGUGCUUGCAUCUAAGAAAUAUUGUUAAAAAGUCAUGCAUUUAACAAUCUUUUUGGUUUAUUACUGAUUCAACUGUGUUGAAAUCAAAUGUAAAACUGCAGCAGCGGGUUGUUGUUUUGUUUGUUAAUUUCAUGCUAUUAUGAGGGGAUCAAUUUUCAAAUCUGUUUAUAUAAAUGGAAAAAGAAUAGAGUUCAAUUCGGACUAUUCCAUUCAGGCUGGUUUCUGUUUCGUUUUUGCUGUUUUUGGAAGAAAUGGUUUCCUAUUUUGCUUAUUAAAGUCAGUGAAAUGACA
Messenger RNA from Ctenopharyngodon idella (grass carp), 3676 nucleotides. It is a transcript of the gene mafba, whose product is annotated as v-maf avian musculoaponeurotic fibrosarcoma oncogene homolog Ba. Lineage: Eukaryota; Metazoa; Chordata; Actinopteri; Cypriniformes; Xenocyprididae. The record is from RefSeq and is a predicted model, not a curated record. Gene Ontology annotation, cellular component: nucleus. Gene Ontology annotation, molecular function: RNA polymerase II cis-regulatory region sequence-specific DNA binding; DNA-binding transcription factor activity, RNA polymerase II-specific. The transcript has a single exon. Bases 558 to 1754 code for a protein of 398 amino acids. Gene Ontology annotation, biological process: regulation of transcription by RNA polymerase II.